Messenger RNA from Wyeomyia smithii (pitcher-plant mosquito), 5487 nucleotides. RefSeq lists its product as uncharacterized. Gene Ontology annotation, molecular function: zinc ion binding; nucleic acid binding. Gene Ontology annotation, biological process: DNA integration. The coding region runs from base 1 to 5487 and encodes 1828 amino acids. The transcript has 2 exons. The record is from RefSeq and is a predicted model, not a curated record. NCBI's taxonomy places the organism in Eukaryota, Metazoa, Arthropoda, Insecta, Diptera, Culicidae.
AUGCCGCUAGAACAUUCACCAGUAAGAAAUAUGCUAGAAAAUCAAAACCAAGUGGACCAACUGCAAGAAGGUCAGAAUGUUCUACUUCUGAGUCGAAGCCGAAACAGUAAUACUCCAACCGGACAACAUUCAAGGUCCAAUUCGUCCGCUUCAUUUCACGGAUUCAAUUGGGAGGAGGGAAUGGAGCUGGAGUCGAUGCGAAAAUUGAAGGGCUUGUUCCGGCAGAGAGGACAGAUCGAACAGAAGCUAGUGAGGAUUCAGUUGACUUUGCAGACGCAGAGUAGUAUGACGUUAGCCCAGUUGCAGUGCGCGGAGAAGAAACUAGUUGUAAUCUAUAGCGAGUUUAGCCACUUCCAUAGUGAAAUCAUGGCCUUGAUUCCUGAUGAAGCAUCGGAUGAGCAAGAUGAAAUUUACUGCACUUUUGAGGAUCGUCAUACCGAGUUGUCGAAUCACAUCCAGGAAAGAAUCAAUGCUGCUACUCAAAUGCAAACCGUGAGUUCAUCUGUUUCCCCACAGGUUAUUAUUCAGCAGCAGCCGUUGAAAGCACCUAUUCCUACAUUUGACGGUAAUUAUGCUAAUUGGCCAAAAUUCAAGGCGAUUUUCCAAGACCUGAUGGCACAGUCCGGGGACUCAGAGGCAUUAAAACUGUACCACCUAGACAAAGCAUUGAUUGGAUCCGCAGCAGGUAUAUUAGAUGCAAAAAUAAUCAACGAGGGUAAUUAUAAGCAAGCGUGGAAGGUGCUAACAGACCGUUACGAAAACAUACGUGUAAUCGUUGAGUCACACAUUCAAGGAUUGCUUACCCUACGAAAAAUGUCUAAAGCAACAUUCAAAGAAUUGGAUGGCCUGCUAACUGAAGCAACCGGUCAUGUUGAAGGCCUACGGUACCAAAAACAACAGUUGACGGGUAUCUCCGAGCACAUCGUGGUGCAUCUUAUCGUCAGUGCCUUGGAUGAUUCGACCCGCAUGGCUUGGGAACGUACCCAGCAUAGAGGUGUGCUCCCAAAAUACGAACAAACAAUCUCCUUUCUCAAAACCAGUUGUCAAGUGCUGGAGCAGUGUGAAUCAUCGCAAGCUUUCUCCCAACGAACCGCCGUAAAAUCAAAGUUUUCACCAGUCAACAACAAAAUGCCAUCGCUCAAGACUAACGCAGUUACUUCAAGUUCCAGCAAGUCUUCAGGUUCCUGCCACUUUUGUGGAGGUUCACAUCUUAACUUCCAAUGUGAGGAAUUCAAGCAGCUGACAGCAACUCAAAGGGCAGAAAAGGUUCGAGCAAAAGGUUUGUGCUUCAACUGCCUCCGGAAGGGACAUCAGUCCAAACAGUGCACGUCUAACAACACGUGUCGAAAAUGCAGCCGCAAACAUCACACCAUUCUCCACGAUGAUGCUGAAAGGAACAGCAGUCAGGAUUCAAAGGCCGACAUUGCCGCGCCAAAGCAACCUGUCGCGAAUAAUCAACCAACUGUUGUUCAACCUUCUGUUUCGGUGGUGGAUAAACCAGUAUCCACUACAUGCUCAAGCAAUCACGUUUCAACAUCAAAGACCGUCUUGCUGUUGACUGCUGUCGUUCAAGCCAUUGAUGAACAUAACCAGUCCCACCCUUGUCGAGUCCUACUUGACAGUGGGUCUCAAGUUAACUUCGUCAUCGAGAAAAUGGCAACCCGCCUCGGUUGUUCUAGAAUGCCAGCAAAUGUAUCAAUCACUGGAAUCAAUGCCCUGAGAAGUCUAGCUCGUGAUAAGGUGUUCGUUAAAUUCCAAUCGAGCUACGGAGACUUUCAAGCCAACAUCGAGUGUCUGGUUACAACCAAGGUAACUGGAACUUUUCCUAACCGAACGAUUGAUUUCAGCUCCUGGGAACUUCCUGAAGGCAUUCAACUCGCCGAUCCACAUUUCUUCCAGCCAGAAAAGGUUGACAUGUUAAUCGGGGGAGAAUUGUUCUUUGAUCUUCUUAAGCCCGAUCAAAUAAGUCUUGGUGACAAUUUACCACAACUUCGAGAAACUCAUCUUGGAUGGGUGGUAGCUGGAGUAAUCAACGAGCCGUACAUUUCGAAUGCGGCUAUUCAACACGUCAACCAUGCUUCGAUCGAUUCCAUCGAGGAAAUGAUGCAUCAAUUUUGGAAGGUGGAGGAAGUACCAAACGCAUCUCCAUUUUCAUCCGAACAGCUGUCAUGUGAAGCCCAUUUCCUGUCGACAUACAAGCACGAUGCAACGGGUAGGUUUGUUGUAAAACUACCGUUUAAAGAAAACCUCAACCGGUUGGAUAAUUGCCGUUCUUUGGCACUCAAGCGAUUCCUUAUGUUAGAAAAACGAUUGGAGCGUAAUCCCGAGCUGAGGCAGCAAUACAACGAUUUCAUAAGGGAGUAUGAAGACCUCGGCCAUUGCAGAGAAGUUAAGGAAGCUGAGGAUCCAGGUAAUAUGGAUACGUACUAUCUGCCGCAUCAUGCAGUAUUACGACCGUCAAGCUCAACCACGAAGUGCCGCGUCGUAUUCGAUGCUAGUGCCAAAAUGGACUCAUCAAAACUAUCGCUCAAUGAGGUUCUUCAAGUAGGACCAGUUGUACAGAAUGGCAUAUUCUCUAUUACGCUGCGAUUCCGUAAGUACGCUUAUGCAUUUUCAAGCGAUAUAGAAAAAAUGUACCGCAUGUGUUCGUUGCGCCGGAAGAACGCCGAUUCCUCCGAUGCUUUUGGAGCUUGUGCGCCAUACCAAGCAACAAGGUGUUUGGUACAACUUGCCAAGGAAGAAGGUUCCGAGUUUCCCAUCGGCUCUCGAAUCUUGACUGAGGACUUUUACGUUGACGAUGCGCUUUCUGGCGCUAACACGUUGGAAGAAGCUCUCGAAAGCCAACGUCAAUUAAAGGAACUGCUAACCAGAGGUGGUUUCCAUAUUCACAAAUGGUGCUCCAAUUCGGCAGAGUUUCUAGAGCACAUUCCACCAGCCGACCGAGAAAGGAAGGUUCCUUUUCAUGAGUACGGAGCAAAUGAAGUAAUAAAGGUGCUUGGAUUGUUGUGGGAUCCUGACGGCGACGUCCUCAUGAUAGCCAAUCCGCCGAAAUGUUCUUUUCCGGAUGAUGAGCUAGCCACGAAACGAAUGAUUUAUUCCGAGGUGGCAAAAUUGUUCGAUCCACUCGGACUGUUUGCACCAGUAAUUGUCAUGGCCAAACUCUUAGUACAGCAGCUUUGGAAAAUAUCAGCUGGAUGGGACGAUCCCAUCGACGAAACCAUCCGCGAAAAUUGGGCUACUCUGCGCGCAUCCCUUCCAGACCUUGGACGCAUUCACGUUCCAAGGUGUGUUAUGUUCCCGAAUGCGAUUGCAUAUGAGUUGCAUGGUUUUUCCGAUGCAUCGAACGUGGCGUACAGUGCAUGCGUCUACUUGAGAAGUAUUUUCACCAAUGGAUCCGCCAACCUACGUCUUCUAUGCAGCAAGUCAAAGGUUGCCCCAUUAGACGAUGUCUCCAUUCCUCGUAAAGAGCUCUGUGCCGCUCAGCUGCUUUCGAAAUUGAUCAGCCAGGUCGUUCCCGCGCUUCAAAUGUACUUUCGAGAAGUUGUUCUCUGGUCGGACAGCACCAUUGUUCUGGCAUGGCUGAAGAAACCGUUAGAUCAACUUCAGACGUUCGUAAGGAAUCGGAUUGCUUUGAUACGAAGGGAUACUAAUGAGUAUCGAUGGAGUUAUGUUUGCUCGGCCAAUAAUCCCGCCGAUAUCGUUUCUCGAGGAAAGCUGCCAGAAGAUUUAAAACAAAAUAUUCUCUGGUGGAGCGGUCCAAGAUUCCUGUGUGAAGUAGAAUAUGACGUUGAAGACACCGAAGAGAUUUUGGAGAAACUUCCCGAACUGAAAGUCCACGUCAUAACCGUGUCAGCUCACGAUUCGUUUCCAUUCUUCGGAAAAUUCAGUUCUUUUCGGAAAAUCCAGCGCACCAUGUGCUACGAUCUACGGUUUAUUCGAAAUUGCAAACAGCCAAAGUCUAAUCGUGUGAAGCAAGUACAUCUUUCCAUCGAAGAACUACGUCAAGCAUCCGAAGCAAUCGUCAAGGCGAUUCAACAAGCACAUCUUAGGGACGAAAUUAAGCGAGUGAUUUCCAACCAAACAUGCAAGCGUCUUGGUAACCUGCGUCCAGUGUAUGAAAACGGUUUACUACGAGUUGGAGGGCGAUUAGAUCGCUCAGUACUGCCGUUUGCUGCAAAACAUCAGUUAAUACUUCCCGAUAAAGAUCCUGUAACGAAAAAACUCAUUAGAACUUUGCAUAUGGAGCAUCUUCACGUCGGCCAGGCCGGUUUGAUCAGCAUCAUUCGUCAAAGGUACUGGCUUUUAAAUGCUAAAUCAACUGUGCGACAAGUAACACGAUCGUGCGUUACAUGUUUCCGAACAAAACCCGUUGAAACCAAACAGCUAAUGGGAAAUCUCCCUACCUCGAGAAUUGUGCCAUCACCACCGUUCGCAGUUACUGGCGUCGAUUAUGCCGGUCCAUUCAUGGUGAGGCAAGGUUCUUAUCGUCCGAAGCUUGUUAAGUCCUACGUCGCAGUUUACGUCUGUAUGGCGACAAAGGCUGUACAUUUAGAGAUUGUGUCCGACUUAACAACGGAUGCCUUCUUGGCGUCUUUGAAACGGUUCAUUAGUCGGAGAGGAAUGGUGCAGCAAAUUCACUCUGACAAUGCGACCAACUUUCAUGGAGCAAGCAACCAACUGCACGAGUUGUACCGACAGUUUCAGAAUCAACAAGAGGUGAAGAAAAUCCAGCAGUUUUGUGAAGUACGCGAGAUACAGUGGCAUUUCAUCCCACCAGACGCACCAGAGUUCGGUGGUCUCUGGGAAGCGGCGGUCAAGGCGAUGAAAACUCACCUGAAGCGAGUCGUAGGGAAUGCAAACCUCACUUACGAAGAAAUGGCAACCAUUCUAGCCGAAAUAGAAGCCAUUUUAAAUUCUCGUCCGUUGUUCAGUUUGCCCAACGAUCCUGCCGAUCCACAGGUAAUAACACCAGCUCAUUACCUCAUAGGUCGACCGUUGUCUGCACCAGCUGAGCCAUCUUUAGAAGACACCAAGGUGAACCGACUCGAUAGAUGGCAACACCUCCAGCUCAUGCGUGAGCAUUUUUGGCGAGCGUGGUCAAGGGACUACCUUAAUUCUCUCCAACCACGUAAGAAGAAUACCAGAGCAACGUCGAACGUUCGACCUGGCAUGGUCGUUCUUCUCCACGAUAAGACGCAACCUCCGCUCAGCUGGAAACUGGGCAGAAUCACCGGAGUGUAUCCUGGUGACGACGGCUUAGUGCGAGCCAUUGACGUAUUUUCCAACGGAGCAACAUACCGUCGUCCAAUCAACAAGGUCUCGAUAAUUCCAAUCGAGGACAACGUCUGCUCUGCCCCGGUCCUUUUGUUGAUACGAAGUUUCAACCCGGGGGAGAAUGUUCCAUCCGUCACGACAGCAACAAUAAGAACGCGAAUACAUAGACAAGGCAAAUUGAGUACAUACAUCCCUCUCUACCUAGCAGCUUGA